CCUCUCCCAAGUCCUUUAGAGAGGGGACCAUGAUUUGGAAACGAAGCGCCGUUCUCCGCUUCUACAGUGUCUGCGGGCUCCUGCUACAAGCGGCUGCUUCCAAGAACAGAGUUAAAGGCAGCCAAGGGCAGUUUCCACUGACUCAGAAUGUCACAGUUGUUGAAGGUGGAACAGCAAAUUUGACCUGUAGGGUUGAUCAAAAUGAUAACACCUCCCUCCAGUGGUCAAAUCCAGCUCAACAAACUCUAUACUUCGAUGACAAGAAAGCUCUAAGGGACAAUAGGAUUGAGCUGGUUCGAGCUACAUGGCAUGAAUUGAGCAUCAGCGUCAGUGAUGUGUCUCUCUCUGAUGAAGGACAAUACACCUGUUCUUUAUUUACUAUGCCUGUCAAAACUUCCAAGGCUUAUCUCACCGUACUGGGUGUUCCUGAGAAGCCUCAGAUUAGUGGGUUUUCAUCACCAGUUAUGGAAGGAGAUUUGAUGCAACUAACUUGCAAAACAUCUGGAAGUAAACCUGCAGCUGAUAUCAGAUGGUUUAAAAAUGAUAAAGAGAUUAAAGAUGUCAAAUACCUAAAAGAAGAAGAUGCAAAUCGCAAGACAUUCACUGUCAGCAGUACACUUGAUUUCCGAGUGGAUCGAAAUGAUGAUGGUGUAAAAGUAAUUUGCAGAGUAGACCAUGAAUCUCUAAACUCCACACCUCAGGUAGCAAUGCAAGUCCUAGAAAUACACUAUACACCAUCAGUUAAGAUUAUACCUUCUACUCCAUUUCCCCAAGAAGGACAGCCAUUAGUUUUGACUUGUGAAUCCAAAGGAAAACCCUUGCCAGAACCAGUUUUGUGGACAAAGGAUGGUGGAGAAUUACCAGAUCCAGACCGAAUGGUUGUGAGUGGUAGGGAGCUAAAUAUUAUUUUCCUAAACAAAACGGAUAAUGGUACAUAUCGGUGUGAAGCAACAAACACUAUUGGCCAAAGCAGCGCAGAAUAUGUCCUGAUUGUACAUGAUAUUUCCAACACUUUGCUUUCUACCACUAUCAUCCCCUCCCUUACCACUGCAACAGUCACAACUUCUGUUUCCAUAUCAGCCACUACAACCACAUCUGCAACAACCAGCAGCAGAAGAGAUCCCAAUGCUCUUGCUGGACAGACUGGUCCUGAUCAUGCUCUUAUAGGAGGAAUUGUGGCUGUUGUCGUGUUUGUCACACUGUGUUCUAUAUUUCUGCUUGGUCGAUAUCUGGCAAGACAUAAAGGAACAUAUUUAACAAAUGAAGCUAAAGGAGCUGAAGACGCACCGGAUGCUGACACAGCUAUUAUCAAUGCAGAAGGCAGCCAAGUCAACGCAGAAGAGAAAAAAGAAUAUUUCAUUUAGAUGCAGACCUAGAUUCUGAGUUUUACUUAUCAGGCUGACUGCUGGAGAAAACUGGCUAUCAUCUUUCAGAAUUCAUUUCUACCAUCUUCUGUUCCCUUUAUUAAUCUCCAUACUAUACUGCUACCAGUAGCCAGUUUAUACCAACAAUCAGCUUUCUUUAACAUCAUUCUUUAAUUAUCCUCUCAUCCAUAAUGCAGGACAUUUCUUAUUGCCUAAAAUUCACAUUAUUGUUCUCUUAACAUACAGUGCUUGAAUAUACAGCCUUAACAAUGUUAAUCAUCACCAUGAACCAUGGUAUUGAAUUGUUUUCUACAUUUAAAAUUGUAAUUGUAUGCAAGUUUUUCUUCUCCAGUUUUCUUCCUUUUAAUCAUAGUCCUUAUUAAGUAUGCCAUUGGACAGUUUUCAUAACCCAUACUAUUAGGUGAACACCUAAUGUGCUCAAGUUCAAUCUAAAAUUAGAGGUUUACAAAGAAUAUUUUAUACAUCUCAGUAGUUCAAAGAUAAGUUUUUGAACCAUAUGCCCUAGAAAUCACAAAUCAAAAAUACUGUAGUAUAGUUUCUAGAAUGCUUGGACUCAAUGGUAGAGUUGUAUCAAUUUGCUAUUUAUCUAAUAGUACUUGAUACUGGAGCCAUGUGUUUGGGUUGUAAUCAUAUCAUGCUGUAUAUCUCUAUACAUUCUGCAUUAGGUUACUAUAGUUUCAUUUACAAAUAAAUUUUUCCAACACUUUUAUUGCUUUGAGGGUCACAAAGAUUAGAUAUGUUUCUGUAUUUUUUCAUAAUUUAUUUGCUUCAUAAAGACUCACCUGCCUACACAGAUUGGACGUAUUCAUAGGGCACAAUUUCAAGACAUUUUAGAAUCUGUAUAUAGUGCAUAUAAUAAAUCCAAUUAAACAUUAUUUGAUACAUAUUUAACUUUUUGGGCUGUAGGUAAGUCAGUCACAAGUAAGCAUUUUCUAAUGUCCAUUAUAUCCCUUUAGAUAUGACUUAAACCUAUAUUAUAAGUAGAUAAUAUGUAAUAGUAUUUUUGUCUGUAUGUCCUAGCACUGUUCAACAGCAAAUUUUUUCUAGUUCUUGUUAAUUUUUUUAUUUGUUAUACAAUGGAAGCACAAUGUUAUAAGGAAAGGUAAUUUUAAGCUAAUAACCAGUGCACAGCCUCAGGUUUUAAAUUACUACCACAUUUGAUUAAUAUCCUAAAGAAUAAACUCUUAGUUUCAAAAUAAAAAUCUCAAUUUUUUUUUUAAAUUUGGCAGUUCAGAGCUGCUUACCUAUCUUGAUUUGCCAAAAAAAAAAGAAAAGAAAAAAAGCAUUAAGAUAUAUGUUUUGUGUAAAAAUGGACUAAUUAUUUAUAUUAAAUUCCUGUCUAUGCAUUUUGUGAGAUACAAACUUAUGUCACAGCAAGUAAAAGAGAAUUUCUGUCAUGUUUUUAGCUUCACAGAGAAAGUUUCUCUUUCUCUCUCGAUUAGUUCUGAAAUUUUGGUGUAAUUAACUAUUAAAGAAAUUUCAUUACUCUUAAACAUGUCAACAACAAAUUUAGCCUAACACUUUUACUCAAAGAGCUAAUAUUAUCUGUUAUGCUACUAGAUCAGGUCUCAGUAUUUAUUUCAUGCUAAAGAAUGAAAACCAUGAUUGAUUAAUGUUACUCUCCCUUUUUCCAAGUGUUGCACCUUUAAGGGGAAAAUGGUAUAUGGUAAUUAUACUUUUAAAGUUGAAAAUCAUGAUGGGCUAUGGUUAAAAAAAUCUCUUGGGAUUUAUUUUUGGGAUAGGGGAAUGUUUGAGUACAUCAUGUAUUAAUAUCAAAUGAAAGGCAAGGGUGCUGUAUCUUAGAUUAUCAAAAAGUAUAAAUCUUUUAAGGACAAUGUUAAAAUUCUAAAACUUUUUGUUGAAACAUUUAUCUUGUUGAUUUCUUUUUUUUUUUUAAAGAAAGGACAAUGUCAGUCAAGCAGCACUUUUCAAAAUAUACAGAACAUAAAUAAUAUGAUGUGGUUGAGUGUUAACAUAAUAAAUCAUAUACAGUAUGACAUUUUAAAGAAAUAAGUCUGCAUUGAUGUGAUUGCAUGCUUGUUUUUACAAUUCACUCCAUACCAUCUGUGGAAAAAUGCAAUAAUAUGUUAAUAUAGUAUGGUAGUUUGAGAGAACCAGGUAGGUGCUACUAGACACAUUGAAACUAGUAUAGGUUUACAAAAUGUUCAUGUCUUUCAAAGCAAAGUCUUUAAGAAGACAAACACAAAACAAAAUUCAUCCUAUUUAGGACAAAACAGAAAAUUCUUAUUACAACAAUAAGUUGUAUAAACUGCAUCAUCAAAUACUAUUUUAAACUUAAUUUCAGGAUGCAUUUACAAAAUUGGUACUUUUCAUUGAUACGAUGUUUACAUCCCUCUUCAUUCCAUCUAAAUCUGACUUGGCUCAAACUGCUGAAUUGUUGCUUAAAUAAUUCAAUUAUUAUUUAUAGCAGUGUAAAGAAAAUUGCAAAUUUUGGAACAUUUUGAGAUUUUGGACUCUUUUAACCCUUACCCACAGAAUUAAAUAAUAUCAGUGUUGGAAUUUAGGAGGGAGAUGAAGGAAGAAAAAAUAGCUGUACUAUUAUAUUGGGGGGCACUAAUUAUAUGUUUCAGCAAUUAGUUAUUUCUAGGUUUUAAUUAAAAUAUUUUUAUUUUUUAUUCUUUUAGCAAGUAAGCAAAUUGUCAUUUUUCCUAACCCCUCAAAAAGGUUUUUUUUUUUUUUUUGUUGUUGUUGUUGUUUAAAUAAAAACUCCAAUCUAAAUAGUCUAUCCACCUUUGUUCACCCAAAUCAGAUAAAUAUGAAAAACUAAACCAUGGUACUUAUAUCUGGAAUAUACACACUAAUAAAACAGUUAGUCAAAUUCUGUCUCGGCUAGGUGAGCACAGUCAUUACAGGACUAGGUGAGAGAAGUGCACACAUACCCAAAGGUAGAAUAUGGCACAUUGUUCUUUGCUCAAAAGAAAGUAGCUAAUCUCUGCCAGUGUACUGUUUACAGUGUCCAUCGAUUGUUCUUCAUCUAAAAUUGUCCAAACAACAUUUCUUCUUUUUUCCCCCAUUUGCUUGUAUCUUAGACAGAAUGAUUCCUUUUUACUAAGUGUGCGUGCAUGCGUGCGUGUGUUCAUGUGGGAGGGGGGUGCUUCUUUUAACUUGUUUUCUGUCACCAGAGAAUUCAAGAAGCAGUUUAAGGAACCUGAUAUUUAAGUUGAAGUUUAGAAUUUAACCUAGAAAAUGAAUGCUCUCAUAUUGCUUCAUAAUGGCAAACCUUGCACUAAAAUUCCCAUAAGUAAAUAAAUAAACCGGGAAGAAAACAUUUGUUUUUUCCCUAAAUAAGGCAAGGAAGCUAACACCUCAUGUAUUUUCAUUACUAUGUAAAAAAAUAUAAAUCUCUCAAUGAAAAAAGGACUGGUUCAUUUGUAAUUAUGUAACCAUGAUUGUAAUAGCAUUGAGGUUCCAUGUACGCACAUGUACAGUAGGUAUUAAACACCUACAGUGUAGUUACAUGUACUCCCAUGUAACAUAGCAGUUAUAGUGUAAUUUAGUGCCACUUAUUGUAAAGUGUUACCAAAAGGAAAACAAUAUUUUACCUUUGCUUUUUCUUGGAAGGGAAAGGUAAUUUUAUGGAAGUAACAUCUUAAAUCUGACAUUACAUUCCUUUAAUAAAGAGGUCAUGCAAAACCUCUCUUUCACACUGCAGCUUCCCCUUUCACCCGACACACCGUACUUAGAGUCCUCCAAAUGUCCAAUAUUGUUGCUCUUUGCAAAUGGUAAUCCAUAAUGAACAUACCAAAAAAUUCAGCAAUGCCAGCUGAAGUAAGAAAAAUAUCUAAUGAAAAUUACUGAUGAGUAAUGCUUUUUAUUAAGUGGCACAAAGUACACACUAAAAACUAUGCAAAAAUAUAGGUAACUACAGUGUAUUUACAUGUAAGUAUCUUGUACUUGCUGUGUAUGGAUGUUGGAAACCCAUGUAAUUAUAAUAUGCAUUUUGAUUAUCCUUAAGAGAAAAACAUACAAGAGAUAUAAUAAUUUGUUUUAAGGUUUUUGCAAUAUUUACCCUUAGUGCAAUAUCCUCGAUUACCUGGGAUCAUAAAUGUAGAAGCAAAAAUGCCAGAUAUAUUUCUUUUUCUUCCCAUCCUAUGAGACCCAUUGAAAAACUGGUUGCUAAAUUAAAGCCUACAGUUUGUUCAUCUCCACUGCCCACAUACUAAAGCUUUGACAGUAGGGAUAAAUAGCUUACCUAUAGCUGGUUUAACAGUACCCAACUGCUAGUUCCCUUCCUUCAUGGAAAUUAUCAUUUUUUAUGGCCUUGUCUUUUGGCCAGGGCAUUCCGCAUAAACAAGAAGGAAAGAAAUAUUCUGAAAUAUAUUGUCUAACUCUUCAGAAUUAGAAUACUCUCAUUUGCCUUGGAAUUUCCAUGUUUUACUUUCAUGCUAAGUUGGCAUUUUCUUAUAAUGUAACUACAAAAUGUUUCCAUCAAGGUAUAGAGAUGCCUUCAAAAUAUAGGGUAAUUUUUUCUAAACAUUAAAUUUUAUAUAUUGAAAAUUUUUUUCUAAUCACUUCUUUCUCUUCUCCUCUAACCCACUGCUAUACCCUUCCAAAGUAAAGUAGCAAAGUAAUGAAGAAUAACAAAAAGAGAAGCAAAAAUAAUUAGAUUAAUUUGCUCUGAAUUUUACAUGUCUAUGUCUGUUUUAAUGUAUUGAGAUUGUCAGUAUCAAAUGCAAUAGUGAUAUUGGUCAUGACUGGUAAGUCUUGUGCUAUAUAUUCUUAAAAUGAUCCUUCUACCUCUCAAUUUUAGCAUAGAUUAUGAGAUUUCAAUAUGAAUGAAUAAAAAAGAGGUAUUUAUAAGAUCUUGCAGGCAGUAUUCAGAAGGGAUUAUCACAACCAUCUUUCUAUUGUGAAUACCAAAAGUCAACUUCUUUGAUUGUGUUCAACAGAGAAUGGAUCUGUAUGUUUUCUUUCUUUAACAUUAAAACUCCCCUAUAGGCAAAAUGAAAUAGUCACCUUUUAAAAUCGAAGCACUUACAUGCCUUUCAGUAUUUCAAGGAUGAAUGGCAGCACUUUGGAAUCCAACCUGGUAUUCUGCCUUGAGGACAAAUAAAUAUUAAAAAUUCUUACCAAUUUUCUGUGUUUAUACAGAACAAAAUGAAAUGGAUAAUUUAUUUUCCCAAUGAUCUUGAUGAAUGCAGACAACCAAUGAAAAUAAUUCAGUCGGGCUUUCUUUAUAUCAGUAAAUGUUGCUCUGAAUUUUCCAGAGAAUUGCCUCAAAUAUACACUUUAUUUUGCCUGUGUAACCAUGGCUUGAAUGUCCUGAAUUUAAUUAUGCUUUAGGGGAAUAACAUUUUAAAAGCACAGAUAUUCACAUAGGAGGAAAAUAACAUAAAACCUACUCAGUUUGGUGGUAUUAGUGAUGAUCAUCAAAAAAGUGUAAAAGCAUAUAUAAAAAUAAAUUGAUUUUAUUUGAUGUUGGUAUAUUGCAUGUAACACUGGGGCCACUAUGUUCUUAUAUACGUCAUGUAUAUGUCAGCUACAUAAACCUAGCAAAAAGGAUGGGUCUAAAAGACAAAGGGGGAAAAUGGCAUAAUUCCCAAUAAAUGUGUUCAGGCUUAUAGAAGAGAAAAUUAAAAUCCUUCUUUCCAGUUAAAAAAGAUAAACUCACCGGGGCUCAGCACUUAAGCACUUUCCCCACAUCCAGGGUCAAAUCAGCAGUGGUGUCUGUAUAAACUCUAAUGCAGCAUGAACUGCACUUAAAAUUGUCUUACACACAGUACUGUAAAAUCUCAGAUACUUUCGUCACAAGCUUUCUCCUUUAAAUAUGUGAACAUUGUAAACUUUUUGUUUAUAGUUUGAUGACAGAGAAAGUUUUGUAAAAUAUAAAUAUGUUGUAGUUGCAACAAAUGGUCACAAAUUGGGGGAAGGGGAAUCUGAUACAUGAACUGGAUUGUUAUUUCUUUCCUACACAAACCCAUAAUGUUUUAUCUCUGUUUCUACAAUGUAUUAGAUGAUUCUAGUGGAUGGGGGAGCAAAUGUUUUGGAAAUUUUUGCAAAACUUGUUUUCUUUUUAUUAUCUGUAUAAUUUAAAUGUUUGCAAAUUCUUUUUAACUGUAUCUGUUGUAUCUGCUGCAUACUAAUAUUAUAAUGCAAUUUAGAAGCGAUAAGUAUUUGAGUUUGAAAUUGCUGACAUAUGUGCUACAUAUUAAGUUCACAUAAAUGUUUGUGAAUGGGUUAACUUUUAAAUUUUACCAAAAGAAACCUCUUUUUAUAAAUCACAAUUUUUUCAACUUAACCAGUGUUGGAGACAAGUCUGCAAAGUUAAGAUUAAAAUAUGUGUUACUGAAAGUGGUAUACUGCACCACUGUGGCCCUCUAGCUAGCUCUAAAACUAAAAUGUUCCAUUUGUAUGUUUUACAGUUCAUAACAUUUGGAAGGGUAUACUUCUGACACUGUAAAAAUCAAUUCCAUGUAAGUAGGAUCCACAGGAAUUAAGCAUAUUGCACUGGAGAUAGAAAAACAAUUAGUUAAUCUACUUUGUCAUUAGUAUUUUUAAACAAACAAAAUGCAUAUUGUAAUGUUAGGUACAUGACACUUGCAUGUUGAUAUGCCUAUAUACUUACAAAGUAUUCAAUGUGUACUUAGUGGCGCUUAAGAUAUGUCAUGUACAACUCUUAUAAACAUUCUUACAGGGUUCCCAUUUGCACUUCAUCUUUCAGUAAAGUCUUGUCAGAAAAAAAUUGUCUAAUGAAUAUUAUUGAAAAAAUAAAAUUUGAAUUUUAGUUA
This is a messenger RNA of Antechinus flavipes (yellow-footed antechinus), 8134 nucleotides long. RefSeq names its product cell adhesion molecule 2 (gene CADM2). The coding region runs from base 30 to 1364 and encodes 444 amino acids. Lineage: Eukaryota; Metazoa; Chordata; Mammalia; Dasyuromorphia; Dasyuridae. The record is from RefSeq and is a predicted model, not a curated record. The transcript has 11 exons.